UUGGUAGCAGGCACUCCCUGGGCUAAACAGCAUCACCAUGUCUGUUCGAUACAGCUCAAGCAAGCACUACUCUUCCUCCCGCAGUGGAGGAGGUGGAGGAGGAGGAGGAGGAUCAUCCCUAAGAAUUUCGAGCAGCAAAGGCUCCCUUGGUGGAGGAUUUAGCUCAGGGGGGUUUAGUGGUGGCUCUUUUAGCCGUGGGAGCUCUGGUGGGGGCUGCUUUGGGGGCUCAUCAGGUGGCUAUGGAGGAUUAGGUUUUGGUGGAGGUAGCUUUGGUGGAAGCUAUGGAAGUAGCAGCUUUGGUGGGGGUUAUGGAGGCAGCUUUGGAGGGGGCAGCUUUGGAGGUGGCAGCUUCGGUGGGGGCAGCUUUGGUGGAGGUGGCUUUGGAGGAGGCUUUGGUGGUGGAUUUGGAGGAGAUGGUGGCCUUCUCUCUGGAAAUGAAAAAGUAACCAUGCAGAAUCUGAAUGACCGCCUGGCUUCCUACUUGGACAAAGUUCGGGCUCUGGAAGAAUCAAACUAUGAGCUGGAAGGCAAAAUCAAGGAGUGGUAUGAAAAGCAUGGCAACUCACACCAGGGGCAGCCUCGUGACUACAGCAAAUACUACAAAACCAUCGAUGACCUUAAAAAUCAGAUCCUCAACCUAACAACUGAUAACGCCAAUAUCCUGCUUCAGAUAGACAAUGCCAGGCUGGCAGCUGAUGACUUCAGGCUGAAGUAUGAGAAUGAGGUAGCUCUGCGCCAGAGCGUGGAGGCUGACAUCAACGGACUGCGUAGGGUGCUGGAUGAGCUGACCCUGACCAAGGCUGACCUGGAGAUGCAGAUUGAGAGCCUGACUGAAGAGCUGGCCUAUCUGAAGAAGAACCACGAGGAGGAAAUGAAAGACCUUCGAAAUGUGUCCACUGGUGAUGUGAAUGUGGAAAUGAAUGCUGCCCCAGGUGUUGAUCUGACUCAACUUCUGAAUAACAUGAGAAGCCAAUAUGAACAACUUGCUGAACAAAACCGCAAAGAUGCUGAAGCCUGGUUCAACGAAAAGAGCAAGGAACUGACUACAGAAAUUGAUAGUAACAUUGAACAGAUGUCCAGCCAUAAAUCCGAGAUUACUGAAUUGAGACGUACUGUACAAGCUCUGGAGAUAGAACUACAGUCCCAACUGGCCCUGAAACAAUCCCUGGAAGCCUCCUUGGCAGAAACGGAAGGUCGCUACUGUGUGCAGCUCUCACAGAUUCAGGCCCAGAUCUCCGCUCUGGAAGAACAGCUGCAACAGAUUCGAGCUGAAACCGAGUGCCAGAAUACUGAAUACCAGCAACUCCUGGAUAUUAAGAUCCGACUGGAGAAUGAAAUUCAAACCUACCGCAGCCUGCUAGAAGGAGAGGGAAGUUCCGGAGGCGGUGGACGCGGCGGCGGAAGUUACGGCGGAGGCUACGGAGGAGGAAGCUCCGGCGGCGGUUACGGAGGAGGAAGCUCCGGCGGCGGUUACGGCGGCGGCCACGGUGGUAGUUCCGGCGGCGGCUACGGAGGCGGAAGCUCCGGCGGCGGAAGCUCCGGCGGCGGCUACGGGGGUGGAAGCUCCAGCGGCGGCUACGGGGGCGGGAGCUCCAGCGGCGGCCACGGAGGCAGUUCCGGCGGUGGCGGCGGCAGCUCCGGCGGCGGCUACGGCGGCGGCGGCAGCAGCUCCGGCGGCGGCCACAAGUCCUCCUCUUCUGGGUCCGUGGGCGAGUCUUCAUCUAAGGGACCAAGGUCAGCAGAAACUAGCUGGGAUACUAACAAAACCAGGGUAAUCAAGACAAUUAUUGAAGAGGUGGCACCCGACGGUAGAGUCCUUUCAUCUAUGGUUGAAUCAGAAACCAAGAAACACUACUAUUGAGCUGCAUCAAGAGGAAAGUCUCCCUUCACACAGACCAUUAUAUGCAUAGAAAACAAAGUCUCCGAGAAGACACUUCUGUCUUAAUGGUCUAUGGAAACAGGUUCACUGCCUGAAAAUAAGGUGUCUACAAGGUGUUUUGUGGUUUCUGUAUUUUCUUCUUUUCACUUUACCAGAAAGUGUUAAUGGAAAGAAAAACAACUUUCUGUUCUCAUUUACUAACGAAUUUCAAUAAACUUUCUUACUGAUGCAAACUA
Molecule: messenger RNA, 2115 nt
Organism: Piliocolobus tephrosceles (Ugandan red Colobus)
Lineage: Eukaryota; Metazoa; Chordata; Mammalia; Primates; Cercopithecidae
Gene: KRT10
Product: keratin 10
Exons: 8
Coding region: 38-1861 (607 amino acids)
Biological process (GO): epithelial cell differentiation; epidermis development; intermediate filament organization
Cellular component (GO): keratin filament; cytoskeleton
Molecular function (GO): structural constituent of skin epidermis
Source: RefSeq, a predicted model, not a curated record